Molecule: messenger RNA, 907 nt
Organism: Diuraphis noxia (Russian wheat aphid)
Lineage: Eukaryota; Metazoa; Arthropoda; Insecta; Hemiptera; Aphididae
Gene: MsrA
Product: methionine sulfoxide reductase A
Molecular function (GO): peptide-methionine (S)-S-oxide reductase activity
Source: RefSeq, a predicted model, not a curated record
AGUACCUAUUUUGUAUUUGAGUUAAGUUAUAAUCUUUAUAUUUUGUUGAUUGGUAUGGUCUACUUAAAGAUAUAACAAUUGCAAUUAAAAGAUAAAAUGGAACCAUUACAUUAUCUUGACAUUCCAUCAGAAAAAGCAACCUUUUCUAUGGGCUGUUUUUGGGCUCCUGACAGUCUUUUCGGUUCUACUCCGGGUGUUAUUACUACAAGAGUUGGUUAUGCUGGCGGAACUGAAGGUUUUAUUCCUACAUAUAGAAACAUUGGUGACUAUACAGAAGCCAUUCAAUUGCAAUACGAUCCUAAUACUGUCUCUUAUUUAGAGUUAUUGAAAAUGUUUUGGGACCAUCAUGAUCCUACUGCAAAGUUUAAAAAGCAAUACUCAUCAUUUAUAUACUACCAUAAUGAUCAACAAAAAUCAGAAGCAGAGCUGACUUUAAAUGAGAAGAAGGCCAAGGGUCUUGAUAUAUUGACUAAAAUAGAACCCGCUGGUCAAUUCUUCAAUGCUGAGGAUUACCAUCAAAAAUACCGAUUACAACAACACAAAAACCUGUGCAACAACCUUGGUCUCAAGACCGGAGAUGAUCUGAUUAAUUCUCAUGUAGCUGCUAGACUAAAUGGUUAUGUUGUUGGUCAAGGAGGAAUUGAUCAAUUUGAUUCAGAAGUUUCAAAGUUAAGAUUAGAUGAAGCAGCAGUWUCAUACAUAAGACAAUUAGUGAUUAAAUACGAAGGUCAAGGAUUACAUUGCUGAUAAAAAUUAUUUUUCUUUUUGUUUUACAUUUACUAUAUGUAUACUGUGUAAUGUAGAUAUUGUCCAUACUUUUGACAUGUUAAAAUUGUGUAAAACUAUAGAAAAUUAAUUAUUUUCGACAAACCAAUAAUUGAGUAUUAUACUAUCAUAUAUUAUGAUA